AUUUCCCACUUCCAAGCGUAGUAUUGUGAAGUGAGCAGUCGGGGGUUCAUGGCGGUUCUGAGCUUCCAGGGACUGCAGCUGACUGGCCGUACUUAUGCCGGCCGAUAUCCCCAUCGGCAAGGGGCGAGACCUGUGGGAGCGGUUCGGUGUGGGAUUGCUGAGCCAUCAGGCGAAACGGCCCCGUUGGGCCAAAAGACUCGCUACAAUGACGGUAUUUUCGAGAAGGUAUUCAUGGGUCUUUUCGGUCGCAAGAUGGAAAAGUUUGCUUCUCCAAAACCUGACACUGAUAACAAUGACGGUAAGAAGAAAGGGUUGGGAUUGUGGGACUAUGACUACGAGUCAUUCGUGGAUGUGUCAAGGAGGGUGAUGCAGGGGAGGUCUCGUCUUCAGCAACAGCAAGUAGUUCGAGAGGUGCUCUUGUCCAUGCUUCCUCCUGGUGCUCCUGCUCAGUUCAGGAAAUUAUUCCCACCCACUAAGUGGGCUGCUGAGUUCAAUGCUGCCUUGACUGUCCCUUUCUUCCACUGGCUAGUUGGCCCUUCUGAGGUUGUUGAAGUAGAGGUAAAUGGGAUGAAGCAAAAAAGUGGUGUACAUAUAAAAAAGUGCAGGUACCUGGAGAACAGUGGAUGCGUCGGCAUGUGUGUCAACAUGUGCAAAAUUCCAACACAAGAUUUUUUCAAUGACGAAUUUGGACUCCCGCUAACAAUGAUCCCCAAUUUUGAAGACAUGAGUUGUGAGAUGGUAUAUGGGCAAGCCCCACCUCCAUUUGAAGAGGAUCCAGUUUCUAAGCAACCUUGUUAUGCUGAAAUCUGCUCUGUGGCAAAUCCAAACUCUUCUGUGUGUCCUAAACUACGAGCAUGAGCACAUAUUCCUUCUAAGUUGAGCUGUGCAUCACCAGAUAUCGUGUGCAUUGCCAACUAUAUGUAUGGUUUUUCUUCUUCUUCAUUCAAAUAGUUAUUAGAGUCACAAAUAAAUGAGAGCCUUAGUAUUCAACACCAUAUAUUGCAAUCAUACUGUAAAGCAUUAUCCACUGGUGUAUAAGUUUGGGCUUUUUUUUUUUUUUUUUACUUGUAUUAAUUUCUGUGGUACAAAGGGAUGUAUGACAUUUUAUCUCUGUAGUGUAGUGAUGAUGCUUGUUUGCUUCAAGCAAUUGAAUUGCGGAUACACAGACA
Molecule: messenger RNA, 1169 nt
Organism: Prosopis cineraria
Lineage: Eukaryota; Viridiplantae; Streptophyta; Magnoliopsida; Fabales; Fabaceae
Product: beta-carotene isomerase D27, chloroplastic
Exons: 6
Coding region: 49-858 (269 amino acids)
Molecular function (GO): iron ion binding
Source: RefSeq, a predicted model, not a curated record